GUGAAUAGUUAUGACAAACAAAUCCAAUUGCCGCAAAUUUGGGGCAAACAUUUAGUUUUAUUAAGGGUUGCCUAUGUAUUCUUGUUAUUGUCCUAGCAAUAGAAUUUUAAUGUUGUGGUAGUCAGUGUUGCAUAUGAAACACAACCUGCAGCAGGUAACCAGUUAUUUGGGUCAUGACAUUUGACCUUGUGACUUGAAAACCAAUGGAUCAUUUACUUUUUAGUGGUUCUUGUAUACCGAGCUUUAUGUCUGCCUUGCACAGUGUUCACAACAUACUGAGCGACAAUAUUGUCUUAUAUCCUGAGUAGUUACACCCUUGACUUUUUACCUUGUGCUCUCCAGAUCAAUAAGACAUAUUUAAAUUACAUACUGUUUAUUAUGAGCCAGUAUACCAAGUUUGAUGUCUUUCAAGCAAAGGACUCUCAACAUAUUGAGCGGUACACUAUUUUUCUAUGUCGAAAGUAGAUUGUUCUUAAACCUUUGACCUUAUAAUCUCAAAAUCAAUCUGGGACAUCUACGUUUCGGGGGAGUCUACUUUGUUUUAUUGAGCGGACAACACCUGUUACCAACCUGCAUACCGACCGCAUAAAGUAUUUUCUCACAUUUUAAAAGCGAUAAUUUUCUUACAGGUUUCAAUGUUUUGAAAUUUAUGGUCAGUUUUUAAAUCGAAACAGGCUACUGACAAACAAGUUGGUGGUGCAGGGGUUCCAACAGUCUCAUUUAAAGUCAGCAUGUCGCAAAUUCUAUGGUCGUUUUAAUGAUAUACUUUGCCAAUACAACCUAUGAUUAGCUCGAAUGCUGUCUGACGUGUUUCAUACCGAUUGUUCGACCGUUCUUGACACACGGAUUUUGACUUUGGAUUACUCCGUUUACCUGUUCAAGAUAUAGGGCUCAUGUCGGGUGUGACUGGUCGACAGGGAAUGCUUACUCCUCCUAGGCACCUUAUCCCACCUCUGGUGUAUUCAUGAGUCCGUGUUUGUCCAUCUUUCUAUUUUGUAUUGGUUAUAAGAGUUAUGAAAUUGAUCAUCGUUCGUGAUCUUCACCUUUUUUCACAUAUUUUGUAGAUACGCUUUAAUUGUAAAGUCUAAAAUGUCUUGCAUUCAAUUAAACCGAUUCUUAGCUGUGUUUUGAGAAAACCAAGUGUCUGGCAUUUCAAGGUGCUGGCAUAACGUUCCACAGCAAGAUGAAUUUAGUUAAACUUCAGGGAAAGAAAUAUAUGACAUAGUCAUUUAUCUUAACCUAUCGUAGUCAAAGUUUGCGUUAAAGAAUCGAUAUUAGUCAAGGUUUUCAUUGAUGUUAACACGAGAGGCCUUCAUUAACGUGCGUUUUGCUUUUUAAAAAUGGGAAUGAUACAUUUAACUCUCUUCCAAUCGUACUGGUGGGAUUGUUAAACUUGAAAUUAUCUAAUGCAAUGUGAAAUAAAUAUUGUGCAUUGAGUUAUCUUGGAAUCUUGAUAUCUUGUAUAGCGUAAACUGGCCUUAAUAUAUUUUUCAUAAAACGCAAAUAUUCACGUUUGAUAGAUUACUUUAAAAUACCAAAUUUCAAAAUCGCUGGCAAUAAGAAUUAAAACGUUUUGGACAUACCGGUUGAUAUAUUCAAGUUUCAUGAUAUCAACACGGAAGUAGUUUGAUUGACGGACGUACGUAAAGGUAUUAUAAUGUUAUCAUUGUUCGAGGGUUUAUUUUGACGACGUGCCCAUCAGUGAUACUAUAUCGUGUAUAUCAAAACUUCAACUUUCAAACCAAACAUAAAUGUAAAGAUGUCAAACCACACAGCAGCCGAGUAUCAGAUCUGCAAUAUGACUACCAUUGAGGCUUCCUGGGUGCCCACAGCUCUGGAAUUCCUCUUCGGUAUAUGUAGUAAUGCCGCGGCAAUGCUCUUAAUCUGGCUAAAUAGAAGAGAACACAAAUGGUCAUCUUUCUACAAGAUGUUUACAGCUCUGGUCAUCACUGAUUUUAUGGGGGUUCUCUUCACAUUUCCUUUCGCUCUCAAGCGGUACAGCUCUGGAUUCGACUACUGUUUUUCCAUCCAUCAAUGCGAGUUUAUAUCCUUUGCCAUGGUGGAUGCUCAUUUAGCCGCUGCCUUGUUAAUCUGUGCGAUGUCUGUCGACAGACUGAUUGUUCUUACAAUACCAAGGUUUCUGCGGAAUCCAAUUGCUGGAAAAAGAUACACACUCGUGGUAAUAUUGAUAUGGUUGAUCUCCUCCGUCGUCGCCAUGUUACAACUAGUUGGUGUCGGAUCAGCUCAAUUGUACUAUCCUGGGUCCUGGUGUUACUUCGAUUUCAUAGAUAUAGAACAUAAUGCCGGUGACUUCUUCAUGUCCUAUUUUUAUUCGAUUACUGGAUUACUAAUAGUAUUAAUUACUUUAAUAGCAAACACCUGUACAAUGUGUAAAAUCUGUCUGGACCCCCAUGCCAGAGGAACACUUUUGGAUUCUAGUCUAGUGUCGGGAUAUUACGACUACCACGUCAUGAUUUUCAUCAUUGCAGUCACAGUGUGUUUUGUGGCUACAUGUACCCCAUUCUACAUUGAUAUAUUUCUACAUGCUGUAAGAAUUAGAAACGAAAACGAUUCUCAUGAGAUGUGGUUUGAACGACUGACUUUCCUGAAUGCCAUCAUCGACCCAUGGCUGUACAUUGUUCUCCGUAAGGAGUCAAUCAGAAAACUAGUCGCAUUUUUCAGAACCUUUCGAAGACGAAAACCACCCGAGAAUGUAUCGUUGCUUCUGUGAAACAAAUAAGGAUAUUGCAAUUGUAUCAAUCUUCUUCAUUAUCUAAACAUAAAAAAAAAUUCAGUUUGCCGAUUUGAUCUUAACAAAACCUUCAAUACUUGUCAAAAUCAGUAUGUAAAUAAUACAUGAAAAUUAUUCAAAAGAAAUUAUUCGCACCUUCGUGUUAGAUAAUCUUUAUUCAUGUACUUUAUAAUAAUUGAAAGCAAUUUAUUAAAGCCAGAUAUUGAUAAACACUGGACGGAACGCUUUUUUUUUUUUAUUAAAGCCAGAUAUUGAUAAACACUGGACGGAACGCUUUUUUUUUUUAUUAAAGCCAAAUAUUGAUAAACACUGGACGGAACGCUUUUUUAUUAAAGCCAAAUAUUGAUAAACACUGGACGGAACGGUUUUUUAUUAAAGCCAAAUAUUGAUAAACACUGGACGGAACGCUUUUUUUUAUAUUAAAGCCAGAUAUUGAUAAACACUGGACGGAACGCUUUUUUUAUAUUAAAGUCAGAUAUUGAUAAACACUGGACGGAACGCUUUUUUUGCAUACCCAACUUAUUGUGGAAGGUAAUUUAUUGGAUGAAAAUUUCAAAGAUGUCAGACAAAGAAAGAGCUGAAUUUAAGUGCAUAUUGUUAAAUGAAUGGAUGAGUCAUAAUUUAAAUGUGAGAUAAUUCCUAUUUACAAAAAUGUUUUGAAAAUUAUGGUGAAAUUGAACAUAUCAUAUUGUCAUAUAUAGUCAUUUAUUUAAACAUUAAUAAAAUGAAACAUCCUUUUAUGUUAUUUGUUCUUAAUAGCUACAAAACAUACACACCGGUUAGAGCGUUGGUUUAUCAUAUAUCCCAGGUAAAGUGUUCGAUUAUUACAUGUAUUUAUACACCGGUUAAAGCGCUG
This is a messenger RNA of Ostrea edulis (European flat oyster), 3608 nucleotides long. Its product is annotated as thromboxane A2 receptor-like. Gene Ontology annotation, cellular component: plasma membrane. Gene Ontology annotation, molecular function: thromboxane receptor activity. The transcript has 2 exons. Gene Ontology annotation, biological process: inflammatory response; positive regulation of cytosolic calcium ion concentration; adenylate cyclase-activating G protein-coupled receptor signaling pathway. Bases 1760 to 2731 code for a protein of 323 amino acids. The record is from RefSeq and is a predicted model, not a curated record. Lineage: Eukaryota; Metazoa; Mollusca; Bivalvia; Ostreida; Ostreidae.